GGAGUAGUUCAUAGACUCAUAGUCUUCAUUCUUGAGAAACCAUGGAUCACCAUGGAUCCCAAAUCCCCGGCCUCUUGGUCUAUUCGUUCCCAAUUCCUCCCCUGAACCUCUAGAUCUGGAUCCAGGAAGAGUGUAACAACGUCUUUGCGGCGGAAGACACAGCGCCCCGUGCGCGAUCUCGAAAGGAGAUCGAUCGGCGAUGGAAUCGGAGCCGGCCGCGCUGCCCGAAGACGCGCUCGCCGAGGUCCUCCGGCGUCUCCCGCCGCACGUCCUGGCCGAGGCCCGGCGGGUGUGCAAGGCGUGGCGCGACGCCGUCGACGGCCGCCUGCGCGGCAACCUGCUUCCGCGCUCGGUGCGCGGCAUCUUCAUCAACUUCAGUCAGAUUUUCUUCUCGGAGUUCUUCGCCCGCCCCUCGACGGGCCCGGCGAUCGACGGAGGGCUCGAUUUCCUGCCCUGCAUGGGCGUCAAGGUCACGGACCACUGCCACGGCCUUCUGCUUUGCUGCGAGUCGGGUGACGAUGCACUGCCGCGCGAGUACGUCGUCAACCCGGCCACGCGUCGGUGGGCGCGUCUGCCCAAACGCCCCCGGCCGCACAUGCCAGGAUUCGAGCAGACCGCCUACCUCGCAUUUGACCCUGUUGUCUCGCUGCACUACCAGGUCUUUCUGAUCCCACGCGCCCCACUGCCCUGUGACGGCGAAACCGACGGCGACAACCCGUUGCUCGAAUCGGAGUGGCCCCCUGCAUCAUACUUCAUCCAUGUGUUCUCGUCGGUGACUCAGCGAUGGGAGAAGACAACCUUCCUUCGGGAAGGGGAAGCUGCAGGGAUCGUCGCCAACAUGCAGUGGAAUUUGUGGUAUGAUCACUAUUGUUAUCAGUAUAGUUAUCAUGCCGUCUACCAGCACCAGCAAAGCGCGCUCUACAUCCAUUGCCGGCAUGGCUAUCUUACCAGAAUGUCCUUGUCAAAUCACACAUACAGAGUAAUUAAACUACCAGGUGCCAGUGAAUUGAUGCGAUAUCCCAAUCACCACCAUCUCGGGAGAUCGUUGAGAGGGGUGUAUUAUGCAAUACUUGAUGACCGGAAUCGACUUCAGGUUUGGUAUCUCAGUGAAUCAUGCGGUCGAAUAGAAUGGCUAUUAAAACAUGAUACCUGUCUUAAGACCUUUGAACAUGAUGACUAUGCUCAACAAGUGGGCAGACAAUGGAUCUUACAAGAUGUUAACUACCGUAAGUGGUGCUCUGAAGAUCCCGAGAAUCACAAAGUGACUGCGGAAGAGAAAUAUGAUUGGAACUCUGAUGAGGAUAACGUUAUUGACACUCAAAAUGUCAUUGAAGAGGUUGAAGACGUCGAUGGAGAUUAUUUCCUCCUUGGAUUUCAUCCUUACAAAGAGGUUGUCUUCUUGAUUUCAUCUGCAAUAACAACCAGAGGAUUGGCCUAUGACUGGAACAUCUCAAAAUUUCAAGACUUGGGCAGUUCAAGGCCAUGGAUGGGAGCAGUUUAUGAUGAACCACCAUAUGGAAAGACGGACACAUCUUUUCCGUACAUGCCUUGCUGGAUGGGCGAGUUUCCUGGAAACGAAUUAGAAUCUCUAUUUGAAGACGAGAAGCUAUAUAGGGAAAAGUUGGAACAAGAAGCUCAACUUAAGGAGGAAUCCAACUGUACCUACAUGGGCGAGUACGAGCUGCGCAAGCACUGUGGGCGCGCCAAGAGGGUCAAGGACUCUGCCGCCAAGGUUCGUCGCAGACGCCACAUCAUGGCUCGGUAGGAACCCACGGUCACCAUCAUGAAGUGCAAGGCGAUUCUCACCGGGGCAACAAAGUUCAACCUUGGCAAGGCUACCAUAGAGCUAGUCACUGCCAUCGUUGGAUCCUACCUACUUGAUUAGUUUCCUGGAAACAAAGAUGAGUAGGUAGUCGCCAGGUUCAUUUAUCAUGCCUUACUUAUCUAUUUGUGCUCAGUGUCGGAACCUUGUCUUGGUACUCUGCACAAUUUCGGUUUGCCUUGUAGACUAUGUGACUUUGUUAUUCCCGUCUAUGUGACUUUAUCAU
This is a messenger RNA of Triticum dicoccoides, 2048 nucleotides long. RefSeq lists its product as uncharacterized. The transcript has 2 exons. Gene Ontology annotation, molecular function: protein binding. The record is from RefSeq and is a predicted model, not a curated record. Lineage: Eukaryota; Viridiplantae; Streptophyta; Magnoliopsida; Poales; Poaceae. The coding region runs from base 200 to 1765 and encodes 521 amino acids.